AUGGAUAAGCUCCCCGUCGAGCUGCUCUGCAUGAUUGGGGAAAAUCUUACAAGCCCCGACCUCGCUAGCUUCAGCCGCGCAAGUCGCACACAUUGGCAGCGGCCGGAACCGCUUUUGUAUCGCCUGCAUGCCUUACGAGGGACUCGUCAGGUGUGGUCUGCCCUCGCUCGGGCUCUAGAAUUCGCGGAUAGGGAGAAGCCAGAAUUGCAGGCGAUGCCACUCAUCACUCUUGGCAAGGUUGCACGAUUUUGUAAACUGGAACCAGCUCUCCUCGACCGCUGCCGCUCAACCAGUCCCGCCUACCGCUGGCUCGACUCCAGCACCAGAGAUCGGCUCCGCAGGAUAUCGGUGCAGCUCGAGGACUGGCCUUCUAUGUCACCCCUCCAUGUUGCCGCGCUGAAAGGUCUGGACGAUAUUGCCGCGUGGCUGCUCAGCCAAGGGGCCAGUGUCGACGCGCUCAUGCCCGGAACAACAACGACAGCGCUGAGCCUGGCCAUCUUGGGAGAACACACGUCCACCGCCCUUUUACUGCUCGCCAACGGUGCCGAUCCAGAACUACGAGAGAGUGCCGGUCCAGAACAACGAGAGAGUGAGCGGCAUCUGCCCACCGUCCUCCACCUGGCGUGCGCGCUCGGGCUGGCCGAAUUGGCAGACCGGCUUCUCUCCGAGCGGUCCUUGGAGGCUCAACCCACAGAGCUGUUGGCCACCUACCGUCUCCAUUGCCCAUCCGAUGUCCCCAGACUCGCGGCGGGGCUGGUCCGACGUGGCGCAGAAGUAUCAGAAGACACGGUCGGUGCUUUUCUGCGCGAGUCGAGAUGGCAGUCGGCCUGGGAGCUGCUCACGUCGCCCACGCUGUCCGACCAGCUAACGGCAGAGGGGGCAAGCAGAGGCAGAGAGCUGGCAAGGCGCGUCGAGACGGCCGUGCGGAUGCUGCAACACCUCCUCAGCCUCGGUGCCGACCCUGACUUGGGUAGGCUUCUCUGGCGUUCGUCGGGCGGCGUCAGCUAUCCCACGUUGCUCAAGCUCCUACCCCCGCUCCUCGAGGCUGGGAUGGACGUCAAGCCCGCUCCCCCGCGCAAACGGCGACGCGCCGGACGACAGCCGCCAGUCAAGUACGGGAUCGACGAUCUCCUUGGCUACACAAGCCCUUACGACAAGGCCCAGGACGAUGAGGGUGCGGUCGCCCAGCUUGCCAUCAUUCGUCUACUGCUUCAGCACGGCGCCCCCAUUGGCGGUGCCACGCGCGGAGACGCCCUGGACUCGUUUCUCCCAGGGCCCGGCCAACAACUCCACGGACGAGAACGUUGGUCGUACGAGCUUACCAAGGUUCUUCUUAGACAUUGCAACAACACACUAGAGGACAUGCGUGGAGAGGAUAUCAAGGCAUUUAUGAGCCGCUAUUCAGAGGUGCAGGGCAGAACCAGAGUGACAUUGGUCGAUGGACUGUAG
This is a messenger RNA of Clonostachys rhizophaga, 1449 nucleotides long. The record is from the annotation of a GenBank genome assembly. NCBI's taxonomy places the organism in Eukaryota, Fungi, Ascomycota, Sordariomycetes, Hypocreales, Bionectriaceae.